AUGUCCUUCUUCGUUGGUUCGGCUUCUGCCGGCACCAUUUUGGUUGUCGUCGGUGCUUUCGUCGCCAUCAACAUGAUCGUCAAUGACAUGAACAAUCUCCAAGACGAGAUGAAGCAAGAUAUGGAGCGAUUCAAGAACGUUGCUGACGAUACCUGGUCUCGUGUUAUGGGAUCUGACACCGGAAGCUCUUCCGUCCCAAUGCUUUUCGGACGCAAGAAGAGAUCUACCGGAGGAUUCGAACAAUGUAACUGUGGAUUCCAACCAACUGCUUGCCCUGAUGGACCACCAGGACCCCCAGGAGAUGAUGGACAUCCAGGAAACAACGGACAAGACGGAGAAUCAGGAAGACCAGGACGUCCAGGAUAUGCUCCACCAGUCCAAUACCACCCACGUCGUCACGGAUGCAUCCGUUGCCCAGCUGGACCACCAGGAGCUCCAGGAUCUCAAGGACCACGUGGAUUGCCAGGACCAUCAGGAAACCCAGGAUCUUCAGGAUCUGCUGGAUCCCCAGGACGUGACGGACAACCAGGAUCCUCUGGAUCACCAGGAGAGCCAGGACACCCAGGACGUGACGGACAACCAGGAACUGCUGGACAACCAGGAACCGCCUACAGACCAGGAGCACCAGGAGCCCCAGGAUCUAACGGAGAACGUGGACCAUCUGGACCAGCUGGACAACCAGGAAGAGAUGGAAACGAUGGAGGUUCUGGAGAAGCUGGACCAGCUGGACAACCAGGAUUCCCAGGAGGACCAGGACGCGAUGGAAACCCAGGAGAGCCAGGAUCCGACGGAUCUGCCGGACCAGAUGCUGGAUACUGUCCAUGUCCAAACAGAUCUUUCCUUCUCUAA
Auanema sp. JU1783 is the source of this 849-nucleotide messenger RNA. Lineage: Eukaryota; Metazoa; Nematoda; Chromadorea; Rhabditida; Rhabditidae. The record is from the annotation of a GenBank genome assembly.